AUGUCGGUCUACGUGGUGGAUAGCUCCAACCACCGCAUCCGCAAGAUCGACACCUCCGGCGGCGUCACCACCACGCUCGCAGGCUCUGGGACGGGCACCUUCGCCGACGGCACGGGCACCGCCGCGAGCUUCUACUACCCGGCCGGCGUGGCGGUGUCGCCCGACGGCGGGACGCUCUACGUGGCGGAUUACUUCAACUCCCGCAUCCGCAAGAUCGACACCUCCGGCGGCGCCACCACCACGCUCGCCGGCUCUGGGACGAACACCUUCGCCGACGGCACGGGCACCGACGCGAGCUUCAAUUUCCCGAACGGCGUGGCGGUGUCGGGCGGGACCGUCUACGUGGCGGAUAUGUACAACCACCGCAUCCGCAAGAUCGACACCUCCGGCGGCGUCACCACCACGCUCGCCGGCUCUGGGACGGGCACCUUCGCCGACGGCACGGGCACCGCCGCGAGCUUCUACUACCCUCACGGCGUGGCGGUGUCGCCCGACGGCAUGACCGUCUACGUGGCGGAUAGCUCCAACCACCGCAUCCGCAAGAUCGACACCUCCGGCGGCGUCACCACCACGCUCGCAGGCUCUGUGACGGUUGGUUCCGCCGACGGCACGGGCACCGCCGCGAGCUUCAAUUUCCCGUCCGGCGUGGCGGUGUCGCCCGACGGCAUGACCGUCUACGUGGCGGAUGCCGACAACAACCGCAUUCGUCAGGUGACAGCAUGA
Molecule: messenger RNA, 723 nt
Organism: Emiliania huxleyi CCMP1516
Lineage: Eukaryota; Haptophyta; Isochrysidales; Noelaerhabdaceae
Exons: 1
Coding region: 1-723 (240 amino acids)
Molecular function (GO): protein binding
Source: RefSeq, a predicted model, not a curated record